Molecule: messenger RNA, 1302 nt
Organism: Haemonchus placei
Lineage: Eukaryota; Metazoa; Nematoda; Chromadorea; Rhabditida; Trichostrongylidae
Source: the annotation of a GenBank genome assembly
GGUUUCCAGAGUGUGGUAUGCCGUUUAUACAAAAUCGAAAUUUUCUCCAGUCAAAAUCACAGGAUGGCCACGAUCUCAGGGAUGAAAGAUGUAAAAACAUCCAAUGCACCUAGAUAUGCUGCUACUACUACACCUCCUAUAACCUCUGCCGCAACAGAUGAUCCUUUGGCUGGUGCGCUCCUAGGAUUGGCUGAUGUCACGACGAAAUUUGCUAUUGCACAUCCAUGUAUGGUGCUUCGCCGACAAUGUCAAGUUCAUCAGAAUGCGCGGUAUCUGCAUCUUACCCCAUUUACGCUUGUACCUGUGGUGUGCAACAUGGUCUCGAAUGAGGGUAUUUUGACCUUCUGGAAAGGUUCCAUCGGAUCCUGUGUUGUAUGGGGUCUGUCAAACAUGACGGAAAUUGUCUUAGCUGACCUCCUUGGUUUGCCAAGGCAUGUUGUUCCCAAUGGCAGUACCGAAAAGUAUUGGAGGCACAUUUUGUUGAAGGCAAGUACAUUUUUCGCCAUGACUCCAUUCUUCAUUUCUGCUUUUACAGAAACAGUAAGGGUGAGUUUGAUACAGUUCUGGUGCUCGCAACUUUUAAAAAAAUUGUUGUGUUGCAGGUUCCCAAUUUUCGGCUCUCGUGAUCCAUCUCGUCGAUUCUCCGUAUUGCAUCUGGCAGUGCCAACGGUGAUCUACCGCACAUCGCACUACAUCAUCCAGACGAAGUUGCAUUACCAGUUCUUUAGAAUGGCUCGGAAAUACGUGGCCCCGGCAAAAGUGUUGGGUUUACUGAAAUUUCAUCAGUAUGUGCCUCAACUAUUUGCACAAAUGUCGUCUACGAUCCUUACCGAUCUUAUUCUGUUUCCAAUUGAGACGAUAAUGCAUAGAAUGUAUAUCCAAGGAACUCGAACGCUCAUUGACAACCUUGAUACCGGUCUUUCCGCCAUUUCCAUCAAUGCAAAAUAUAGCGGUUUUGCUGACUGCUUGCGAUCCGUACUGCAACACGAAGGAUUUUGGGCUUUAUACGGCGGUGUCGGAGCUCUAGCAUUGGAGUACCUUCUCCAUUCGCUGCUUCAUCAAAUCGUGCGAGCUUGUUUCGAUAGAGGAUCAGAGGUGGUUGACAGUUUAGGAGCGUUCGCUAGUUCUUUGAGGUCUUCAACAGGACCGCUUUCUGGUCCGUUCACUCAGCCUGUAUCUCCAGUAAUAAGUCCAAUAAAGUCAGUCUAUUUUUCCUUGUUUAAACUUUGCGAGCAAGUCAAUCUUUCUCCCUUCAAAAAAAUCUAUGUUGUCAAGGCGAAUUUCUGUUUAAUGCUGCAGUAA